Molecule: messenger RNA, 2407 nt
Organism: Nerophis lumbriciformis (worm pipefish)
Lineage: Eukaryota; Metazoa; Chordata; Actinopteri; Syngnathiformes; Syngnathidae
Gene: lratb.1
Product: lecithin retinol acyltransferase b, tandem duplicate 1
Source: RefSeq, a predicted model, not a curated record
UCACGUCGGACACUUCAGUCACGGACCAGUCCAAGGCCAACUAGUUAAAUUCAUCGCAGAAAAACAACAACAACAAGAAUACUCUCUAUUUCGAAGAUGUAUGCGUGCUUUCUGCAUAGAAGACAUGCUCUCAAGUGCGUGUCUUGGUCACGUUGGAGGUCGAGCUUGUCCGCAAACACCAAGCGUGUCACGGACGACUGUGGCGGGAUAAAGUCGGUCCGGAUCGGCUGCGCCUCCGGGUUCUGGGGAGACACGACCACUUCAGUGCCUCAGCUGAUCCACGGCGGGAGACUGGACUUCUUGGUGUUUGACUACCUGAGUGAGAUCACAAUGUCUCUGCUCACAGCUGCCAAGGCCAAGAUGCCUAAUCUGGGUUACGCUCCAGACUUCGUCCAGGCAGCUAUGGCCCCAUUUAUCCACGACAUCCACAGGAAAGGUGUCCGCGUGGUCAGCAACGCAGGCGGCGUCAACCCGCUCGCUUGCGCCGCAGCCAUACAGGAAGUCAUCAAGAAGGCUGGCCUGGACCUCAAGGUCGCCGUGGUGACCGGUGACGACCUCAUGCCCCAUAGAAGCAGUUUCGGUGAAGUCAAAUUGGUGGCCGACAGCAGCAAAAAUGUGUUACCCCAAACGCUGCACAGUAUGAACGCCUACCUCGGGGCACUGCCUAUUCGCCGCUGUCUGGAUCUGGGUGCAGAUGUGGUGGUGACGGGACGCUGCGUGGACAGCGCCCUUGCUCUUGGCCCGCUUAUGCAUUCUUUUGGAUGGGGUAGGUGUGACUUGGACCUUCUGGCAGCUGGCAGUCUGGCAGGUCACCUGAUUGAGUGCGGCGCUCAGAGCACCGGAGGUAUCUUCACAGACUGGCACCACGUCCCCGACUGGGACAACAUUGGCUUCCCGGUGGUGGAGUGUUCCGCUGAUGGCUCCUUCAUUCUCUCCAAAUCGCCCAAAACGGGCGGCUUGGUCUCUUUCGGCACGGCGGCCGAGCAGCUGGUUUAUGAACUUGGCGAUCCGCAGCGUUACAUGCUGCCUGACGUCGUCUGCGACUUCAGCCAUGUGCGCAUCCAAGAAGUUUCUGGUGUCGAGGGCGGCGCCGUCAGAGUCAGCGGCGCCAAAGGCUUGGCUCCAUCAGGUGAUUACAAGGUGUGCGCCACCUACAUGGAUGGCUUCCGUGCCACUGCUGUGUGCCCGCUCGCUGGUCCGAGAGCAUCAGAAAAAGCCCGCAGGACCGGCGACAGCAUUAUCAAAAGGACACGGCGCAUGUUUAAGCAUUUGGGUAUGGACGACUUCACAUCCAUCAACAUCCAAGUCCUGGGAGCGGAGGACACGUACGGCGCCAAUGCUUGCAACAAAGACGCCAGGGAGGCGGUCUUGUGGAUGGCGGUCCACCACAAAAACAAGAAGGCGCUGGAAGUAUUCUCGAGAGAGGUCGCUCCCGCUGGGACCGGCAUGGCUCCUGGACUGUGCGGCAUCGUAGGCGGGCGUCCCCGAGUGUCACCUGUGCUGAAGCCGCUCUUCUUCUUCCACCCUAAAUGUCAAGUCAAGGUGGACAUUCACAUGGAUGGACAACUGAUGGAGUCCCUCUUGGAGACGGGGCCCGAGGCCGGCGAGCUUGAAGCCCCUCCCACCUGGACGGAGGACACACCUGAUACAGAGCUGCCUGCUGGCUCUCACUGCUACAGACUAGAAGAACUGGCCUACGCCAGAAGCGGAGACAAAGGAGACUCCGCCAACAUCGGAGUCAUCGCUCGCCACGGCCUCAUCUUCCCCUACCUGAAGAAACACCUGACGUCUUCUGUGGUGGAGGAGUACCUGGCCCAUGUCUUCCCGCCGGGCCUCAGCGGCGCCGUCACACGAUACACUCUGCCAGGCAUCAACGCUCUCAACUUUGUCCUCAAGAAUUCUCUUGGUGGGGGAGGAGUGGCAUCCCUGCGCAGUGAUCCCCAGGGAAAAGCCUUUGCUCAGAUGUUGCUGGACUUAAAACUAAGUGGACUUCCUGACUUCAAGUCCCUGCUCUGCUGACAACACACACGGCUCUAAUUGACUAGUUUUUUUUAAAAAUAAGGUGAAAAGCUUACAAGGAAGACCCACAACCCCCAUAAUGUGACUUAAUUGAAAGAAGGGUAUCACCAUGGCAAACACCACUAUGUUGGUCUGCAGUGUGUGAGAAGGCAGAAAGUUAUCAAACGUGUCCUGAUUUAUUGGGAGGAAGUAGAUGUCAUUUUAUGAGCGUUUUACAUCUCUGAUGAUGGUGUAUCAACUUGAUAUGAAGUCACUUUAUUGUGAAAGGGCAAGGCUGCUAGCAUAGCAUGUUUGCAUCCACACACCUGGCCAGCAUUAGUGCCUUAGUGUACUACUUAUGUGUUCAAAUGUUGUUGAAAUUUUACAGAAAUAAACAAAGUGCUCUUUA